CAAUUUAUUUUCCAUAGAGAAUCUGAAGAAAUGCAUUCUGUAAGUAAGCAUAGCCAUUUAGCUUUUGCUUUUUAGAAGGUAGCUUUGGCAAAGAUAGUUCAGAUCAGAAUUACAAAAAGUGAUAUGAUAAGCGAAGGACUGAAGGCAUCUACGAGGUUUUUCAUGUAUCCUGUAAACAAAUAUUCCUGCAGGCACUAAUUGUUGAUCACCCUUUCUUUCUAUUUAUUUUUUAAAGACGUACAGUUGAGAUUCCAUUCCAAGCAGCCUGUAAAGAAGUUUUCCAGGCCCUACUUGUUUAGCCAUCCCAAGUUUCCAUCGUCUUCCAAUUUUUGGCAACGAUAACGUCACAGCGCCUAAGUUUGGUACCUUGAGUGUCUGCUGCCAAUUAUAUAUAUACAUAUAUAAGAGUGCUUCCCAUCCUACGAAGUUAAGAAAAUAACAAAUUUCUCGAUUAGCAAUUCACAAACUUUUCAGCUUUCUAACCUUCAUCCAUUAGUCCUACUCCACCCUUGAAAAAGAAUGAACGUGGAAGUUUCCCUGGUGGAAUUGCUCUCCUGCUUUUGGAAUUGCAUCACAGAACAUGGAGGUUAUGUUUGUUAUGACGAAGAUCUCAAUAUUUUGCGAUCUAAUAUGCAAAUGCUGAGUCAUCUAAGGAACCAUUUGAACACAAAAGUUGAGACAGCCGACAGAGUAAACGAGAUGAUACACAAGCUGGAGCAUUGGUUUUCAAAGGUUGAAGUUGUGGAAACUAAUGCUACUGAACUGGUGAAUCAGGGCUCUCAAGAACUUGAAAGCAACUGUCUCGGAAGCUGCUGUCCCAGGAAUUGCUGGUCCAGGCACAAGAUUGGAAGGAAAAUUCAAAGUACGUUGACAGACGUGGCUGCUCUAAACACUGAAGGAGAACAAUUAUUGGCUACACCUAUUGAAGGAACAUUAGAUAAGCUCCGGAGCUGCCUUGGGAAAGAUGGUGUAGGACGCGUUGGCAUAUAUGGCAAAGGAGGUGUAGGCAAGACUACUGUCAUGAAUGAAUUUGGCAGUAACCUGCUCUCGGAACGCCAAUUUGACUACAUCGUACGGGUCGUGGUGUCCCAGGAUCCCAACCUGGAAAAAAUCCAAGAUGACGUUGGGAAGGAACUGGGAUUUGUUGAAGACAGAUGGAAGGACAAAGGUCCAGAAGAGAGAGCCAAAGACAUCUGCGAGGUUUUGAGCCGUAAGAGGUUUCUAUUGCUGUUGGAUGAUAUCUGGGAGCCUGUUGAUCUAACUAAAGUGGGAUUUCCGAUUCCAGAUAGAGAUAAUGGAUCCAAGAUAAUAUUCACAACUCGUACAGAGGAGGUCUGCAACCAAAUGGGUGCUGAAGAAAAGAUUGAAGUGGACCGAUUAACAGAGAAGAAAGCUUGGGCAUUUUUUCGAGAGAAGGCUGGGAAAGACACACUUGAUAUUCCAGAGAUCCGUAAGCCAGCUGAAACCAUUGCCAAAAUGUGCGAUGGUUUGCCACUUGCACUCCUAACCGUUGGCCAGGCUAUGGAGUUGAAGAAGACCUUCCAAGAAUGGGAUCAUUCAAAUAAGACCUUAAGGAAGUCUGUCUCAGAAUUUUCAGGUACAAAAGAUCCGGUCUUUGCUUUACUAAAGUUCAGUUAUGACAAUCUACCCAGUGAAACAAUUAAAUCCUGCUUUUUGUACUGCACUUUGUUCCCAGAAGAAUUUAGUAUAAACAAAUUUAACCUGAUAGAUUGCUGGAUUGGGGAGGGGUUUUUGGAUGAGUUUAGUGAAGGCAAGAAAAUUAUCAGAACACUUGUUCAUGCUAGCUUACUGCAAGAUGAUGGCGAAGAAGUGAAAAUGCACGAUUUGAUUCGCGAGGUGGCCCUAUGGAUAUCAUGUGAAUGUGGGAGGCUCAGAGAGAAGUACUUGGUGGAGGCAGGAGCUCAGUUAAGUGAAGCACCAGAGAUCGGGAGAUGGGAAAGAGUAAGAAGGAUGUCAUUAAUGUCAAAUCAUAUUCAGAGACUAACGAAAGCACCUAGAUGCAAUGAUCUUUUAACUCUGUUCCUGGGAAAUAAUCAUUUGAAGAUGAUUGAUAAUGCUUUCUUUCAGUUUAUGCCUUCUCUGAAAGUUUUGGACCUGUCAGGAAAUAGAGAACUAAAUGAAUUGCCAUCAGGAAUUUCGAAAACAGGUUCUUUACAAUAUCUGAAUCUGUCCAGGACAGGCAUAAGACAGCUGCCAGUUGCGCUAAGAAACUUGGUAAAGCUGAAAUGUUUGAACUUGGAGUACACUUACGAACUCCAGACAAUCCCAAUGCGACUUAUAGCUAGCUUUUCAAACAUGAAGGUACUAAGAAUGCUUCACUGUGCUUCUUCGGACCGAAUUGUGGGAGAUGGUAUACAGACCGGUGGUCAUCAAUCCAUGUUAAGGGAAUUGCAGCAAUUGGAACAUCUGAAUGAGCUAACUAUCAGCAUAACACGCGAGUACUCUCUCGAAACAUUUAGAAGCUGGGACAAGUUCCAGACGUGCACGCAGGCUUUAUCUCUCCAUUUCAAGCACUCAAGGUCAUUGGAUAUAUCAUUUCUAGAAGGCAUGAAGUGUCUGGAUGACCUUGAGUUCAUUAAUUGCAUAACUUUGAGAGAGCUAAGAAUUGAGCAGUCAUUGAUCAUGAGGGAAGGAAGCUUCAAUAGCCUUCACAAAGUUUCCAUAAUCAAUUGCUCGAAACUGGAAGACUUGACAUGGAUUGCUCUUGCUCCAAAGCUCGAGUUUCUCAUUGUAUCAAGGUGCUCCAACAUGGAAGAGAUAAUCUGUGAAGGAAAGUUGGUUGAAGGAAAUGUCAACUCAUUGGCAAAGCUUGAAUUUCUACGGUUAGUUUCUCUGCCAAAAUUGAAAAGCAUCUAUCCAAUUGCCCUGCCUUUCCAUUAUCUGAAAGAAAUCGUUGUUGAUGAAUGUCCAAAGCUGAAGAAGCUUCCGCUUGAUUCUAACAGUGCAAAGGAACACAGAAUUGUUAUUCAAGGAUGGGAAGACUGGUGGAAAAAUCUAGAAUGGGAGGAUGAAAACACUCGAAGUACCUUCCUUCCCUUUUUCAAAGCCUGUAUGUAUUGAGUUUGUCUUCUGAAUGGCCACAACAAGCAACAGGUCUUAUACUCCUCAAUUCUGAUGCAUAUACUUCGUAUGGCUUUUCUUCAUAAGGCUAAUUCUUUGAUCUCAGAGAAUUGUUCACCUAGUUAUGUUCUUGAUAUCAUCUUAUUAGACAUGUAAUUCAUUGAAAUGGCCUAUAUAAGCUACAA
Messenger RNA from Hevea brasiliensis (rubber tree), 3266 nucleotides. Its product is annotated as probable disease resistance protein At5g63020. The transcript has a single exon. Bases 520 to 3081 code for a protein of 853 amino acids. The record is from RefSeq and is a predicted model, not a curated record. NCBI's taxonomy places the organism in Eukaryota, Viridiplantae, Streptophyta, Magnoliopsida, Malpighiales, Euphorbiaceae. Gene Ontology annotation, molecular function: ADP binding; protein binding; ATP hydrolysis activity.